Messenger RNA from Electrophorus electricus (electric eel), 3066 nucleotides. It is a transcript of the gene snx9b, whose product is annotated as sorting nexin 9b. Gene Ontology annotation, molecular function: phosphatidylinositol binding; protein binding. Gene Ontology annotation, biological process: cleavage furrow formation; mitotic cell cycle; intracellular protein transport. The record is from RefSeq and is a predicted model, not a curated record. Gene Ontology annotation, cellular component: plasma membrane; cytoplasmic vesicle. NCBI's taxonomy places the organism in Eukaryota, Metazoa, Chordata, Actinopteri, Gymnotiformes, Gymnotidae.
UUUAUCUGGUCCAGUGUGGGAUACGUUUCUGUCCAAAGUUGAUCAGCUAAUGAGCCUGGAGCGUCGGCUCGCCCGGAUCUAGCAACAAUAUUGAAUUCAUUUCUGGGAUUGUUACUUCUUUUUACUUUGUUGGUGUGAGGACUAAAGGACACGUUGGUUUUAGUAAUGUAUUAAAAUUAGCUGGUUCAGCUGCUCUGCUAAGGAUUGUUUUCGCGGAGUUCUGAGACGGAGAAAUGUCUGGCUGAGGAAUCGUUAUCACUAACAAACCACAAGUUCUGUAAUGAUCGAUUAAUGCAAUCGUAAUGGCAUUCAAGGCACAGGUUUUAUAUGACUUCACAGCAGAACCAGGGAACAAUGAGCUCUCAGUGAAGGAAGGGGAAACAAUCACAAUUACUAACCAGAACAUAGGAGGUGGUUGGCUAGAAGCGCAGAACUCCAGAGGAGAGAUCGGCCUGGUGCCAGAAGACUAUGUGGAGCUCAAUAAGCCACAGCCAUUUGCAGCAGCAGGAAAUGCAGCCCCAUUGGACCUCUCCUUCUUUGACACUCACGCCCUGACCCCAGCCUGCAGUACCCAGAGCCAGGUGGAAGUAGUUCAGCUGGAAACUCCAGCCACCCCCUCCUCUUCCCCCAAUGAGAGUAACGGUAAUGACCCUUGGGCAGUGUUCGACACCAACGCCUCUGGGGGGUUCUCCAAUAACUGGGCCGCCCAGCCUGAGGGCACAGAAACGGGCAGGACUGGCAGCAGUGUCUGGGGCUCCAGUGCGCAGGGCCAUCCUCAGGCCUACCAGGGCCCAGACAUUUACCCUUAUCCAUACUUAAUCGAUUACACAGGUGCAGAUGACGAUGAGUGGGACGAUGAGUGGGAUGAUAGGAAGUCCUCCUAUACCGAAGGAGAAGCAGGUGAAGGCGGGGCCUUGAACAGAGGCGGAGCCCACGGGACAUCCAUGAAGAUCUCCCUCAACAAAUUCCCUGGCUUCUCCAAAUCAGGCCCAGAGCUGUACCUCUUAUCCAAACAGGCUGCCAAAGGAACCAAGCUGUCUGUCUUUCAAGGGGAGGUUGGGCCAGUGUGGGAGUAUCCUGAGACCCAAUUGGACUGUGUUGUAGCAGACCCUAAAAAGGGCUCCAAAAUGUAUGGACUCAAAAGCUACAUCGAGUACCAGGUCACACCCAACACCACCAACAAACCUGUCAACCACAGAUACAAGCACUUUGACUGGCUGUAUGAGAGACUUUUGGAUAAAUUUGGCUCAGCCAUCCCAAUCCCAUGCCUACCAGAUAAGCAGGUGACAGGGCGCUUUGAGGAGGAGUUCAUUAAGAUGCGCAUGGAGAGGCUUCAGGCCUGGAUGUCUCGCAUGUGCAGACACCCAGUCAUCUCCAGCAGUGAGGUCUUCCAGCUCUUCCUCACCUACAAAGACGAGAAGGAUUGGAAGAUGGGAAAGAGAAAAGCAGAGAAGGAUGAGACGGUCGGUGUAAUGAUCUUCUCCACCAUAGAGCCCGAGGGAGUGCCAGACCUGGACCUUCUGGAAGUAGAGCAGAAGUGUGAGCAGUUCAGUCGUUUUACUAAAGCAAUGGAUGAUGGAGUGAAGGACCUAUUGACAGUGGGACAGGAGCACUGGAAACGAUGCACAGGACCCCUGCCAAAGGAAUACCAACGGAUUGGCAAAGCUUUCCAAAACCUGUCAUCAGUGUUCAACAGCAGUGGAUAUGAAGGGGAGGCCACUCUUACUGACGCUCUGACGGCAGCAGGGAAGACCUAUGAGGAAAUUGCCCAAAUGGUGGCAGAGCAGCCCAGAAAAGAUCUUCACUCCCUCAUGGAGACUAACAACGAGUACAAAGGGCUUCUAGGAUGCUUCCCUGAGACCAUCGGAGUUCAUAAGGCUGCAAUAGAGAAGGUGAAGGAGGCUGAUAAGCUGGUGGCCACCUCUAAGAUAACCCCGGCAGAGAAAGUCACCAUGGCCAAGCGACUCAGUACCAUGUCUUACUCAUUACAGGCGGAGAUGAACCACUUCCAUAACCACCGCAUCUAUGACUACAACAGGGUGAUGCAGUUGUACCUGGAGCAGCAAGUGAAAUUCUAUGAGACGAUCGCUGAGAAGCUGAGACACGCUCACAGCCAGUUCACUACCAUGUAAAGAAGAGGACUGCACCGACACACACAGCUGCACCCACCGCGCUGUGGGGACGUCGUUCUACCUUUCCUCUCUCCCACACCCCCUCCCACGCUCCGCUUCUUCUGUUCCUCUUUCUGUUCAAGAUUUAUUUGCCUGUGACCUCAGUGUCUAAAAAAGCUUCUGUCUAUCUUAAGGCCAAAGGCAGAUAAAAUACCACAUAGCGUCUCUUUCAGCACAAAGCAGCUGCCCGCAGUUCUUCAUUUUAAAGUGACAGAGCAAGCAAGCUUUCCCUCUAAGAUCAGUGAAGACGCUUGAGGCCAAGACAUUAAACGGACAACAACGACAGCAACAAACUAGCCCCGCUUGACGAUGCGUUUAUUGCUCCAUGACCAUUUGCUCGGUUCGCCUCGUCCUCAUUUUAGCCGACUCCAUUUCUCUUGUCCUGUGAGUCUCCUGCGGUGAUGAAAGGGGAGGAUUGGCUGUGCCGUUCUGCACGCUCUUAGAGGUGUGGCCUUUUGCAGAGGCAUGACCUCUCUCACUGUGCCUUUUAUGUCUGUACUGGAGAAGCUCAGCACAAAACACACACACACACGUAAAGACAUCUCUGGAGGAUAUAUAGGAGGGCUGGUCCUUUUUUGCACAAUAGAUGGCAUCCAUGCAUCAAAUGUUUUUUCUCCUCUCUCUCUCUCUCUCUCUGUCUCUCUCUCGCCAAAUGUUGAGCAGCAUUGCCUGUCACUAAGCAAUGUUUUCUGCUAAUGUUUCCAGCUCAGUGCAAUCUUCCUCAUGUGCUUCUUUAGCCCUCUCACAUGAACAUAUAUUCUUUAUCAGGUGCAUGUGCUUCCAUUUCUCCAUGUAUUGUUUAUGUACAGCAACGUUUUCGUCAUUUGCACCAAGGAUGAUUUAAAAAACAAAAAGUUAUUUUGACAAUUUAAUAAACCCUGAUUUGUACUCUCUA